This is a messenger RNA of Jaculus jaculus (lesser Egyptian jerboa), 1055 nucleotides long. RefSeq names its product RNA polymerase II, I and III subunit E (gene Polr2e). NCBI's taxonomy places the organism in Eukaryota, Metazoa, Chordata, Mammalia, Rodentia, Dipodidae. The transcript has 7 exons. Gene Ontology annotation, biological process: DNA-templated transcription. Bases 73 to 705 code for a protein of 210 amino acids. Gene Ontology annotation, cellular component: RNA polymerase III complex; RNA polymerase I complex; RNA polymerase II, core complex. The record is from RefSeq and is a predicted model, not a curated record. Gene Ontology annotation, molecular function: DNA-directed RNA polymerase activity; DNA binding.
GGGGUCCUGCCGGCGCAGGCCCACCGGUGUGGAGCCGCGGCGGAGGCGCGUAGUGCGGCUUGGAGCGCAGCCAUGGACGACGAGGAGGAGACCUACCGGCUGUGGAAGAUCCGCAAGACCAUCAUGCAGCUGUGUCAUGACCGAGGCUACCUGGUAACCCAGGAUGAGCUGGACCAGACACUGGAAGAGUUCAAGGCCCAGUUUGGGGACAAGCCAAGUGAGGGGCGGCCUCGGCGCACGGACCUCACAGUGCUGGUCGCCCACAACGAUGACCCUACUGAUCAGAUGUUCGUCUUCUUCCCAGAGGAGCCCAAGGUGGGAAUCAAAACCAUCAAGGUAUAUUGCCAGCGUAUGCAGGAGGAGAACAUCACGCGUGCCCUCAUCGUGGUCCAGCAAGGCAUGACACCUUCCGCCAAGCAGUCUCUGGUGGACAUGGCCCCCAAGUAUGUCCUGGAGCAGUUUCUGCAGCAGGAGCUUCUGAUCAAUAUCACAGAGCACGAGCUGGUCCCAGAGCAUGUUGUCAUGACCAAGGAGGAGGUGACAGAGCUGCUGGCGCGAUACAAGCUGCGUGAGAGCCAGCUGCCCAGGAUCCAGGCUGGGGACCCUGUGGCACGCUACUUUGGAAUCAAGCGAGGGCAGGUGGUGAAGAUCAUCCGGCCCAGCGAGACGGCUGGCCGCUACAUCACUUACCGCCUGGUGCAGUAGCCAGGGCCAGGCGGCCACACCAAUGAGUGCCUCUCCGCAGCAUGCCCAGACCAGCCCUGGCCAGCACAGCUCCCAAGGAGGGUCCCACACAUGGCGUGGUCAACCUUCUGUCCUCAAAACUAGAACCCACCAUGGUUAUUUGGCUAGUAAUGUCAUCACUCAGGAGACCAGACUGAGGCAGGGAAAUUACCAGAAGUUCAAGUCUACCAUGGGCUCCAUAAUGAAUGAAACCAUGUCUCAAAAAGCAAAAAACAUCAGCCGGGCAUGGUGGUGCAUGCCUUUAAUCCCAGCAGUUGGGAGGCAGAGGUAGGUGGAUCACUGUGAAUUCAAGGUCACCCUCAGACUACACA